CUUCUAGGAUGAACCUGUUUUUCCUUCCCGGGAACGUAUCAUUUGCCAGUGAGUUUGUGUUGUUGGAAGGUUUUCUGCUAAAAUUCAAGAGAAUAUUUAUCAACAUGAUAAGCACAAGUACUGGAAAGGCAUCGCGAAAGUACUAAUUGGUAGAAAUCUUACACAGGGUAGGAUUUAGUUUCCCGUAACUUCUGAACCAAUGGAGAGAAAAUGGGAAGCAAAACUGAAGCAAAUUGAAGAACGAGCAGCUUGUUACGAGAGGAAACCAUUGUCCUCAAUAUACAGACCGAGAUUGUCCAAGCCAGAAGAACCACCUUCCAUUUGGAAACUAUUCCAUCGGCAAACUGAAGCCUUUAAUUUUGUUAAAAGCUGUAAAGAGGAUGUUCAUGUAUUUGCUUUGGAAUACAAAGUGGGUGAUGGACAACGUAUUUAUCUGGUAACAACCUACACUCAACUUUGGUUUUACUAUAAAUCCCGAAAAAAUCUCUUACACUGCUAUGAAGUCAUUCCUGAAAACGCUGUGUGCAAGCUUUAUUUUGAUUUGGAAUUUAACAAACAUGCGAAUCCUGAAGCUGAUGGGAAAAAGAUGGUUGCGUUACUCAUCGAGCAUGUUUGUAAGGCACUUCAAGAACUAUAUAGGGUUAACUGUUCAGCCGAAGAUGUUUUCAACUUGGAUUCUAGCACCGAGGAAAAAUUUAGCCGCCAUCUAAUAUUUCAGCUCCAUGAUGCGGCAUUUAAAGAUAACAUUCAUGUUGGUAAUUUUGUGAGAAAAAUAUUGCAGCCUGCUUUUCACUUAAUUGCCAGUGAAGACGAUAGUAUUUCAGAGAAAACGGGCCAUGGGUUUUCCCAUUUUUCUGAAACCCCAAUUAAACAAGGAAUUUCCUUUGGCAAAAUGUCCCCAGAUCAGGAUGGAGGAGAGAGCUGGACGUUGAAUUCAGAGGAACUGGAGAGGCUGGGGUCAGCUAAGCAAAGCAGUCCUGAUCUUUCAUUUUUAGUUGUGAGGAGUAACACAGGAGAAAAGCAACUUUUUGUAGACCUGGGAGUUUAUACAAGAAAUAGAAACUUUCGGCUGUAUAAAUCAUCGAAGAUAGGGAAGCACGUGGCUUUGGAGAUUGCUGAAGAUAACAAGUUUUUUCCUAAACAUUCGGAGACUGUAUCUGAAGAAAAUCAAUGUUUCCUGUCUUCUUUGGUCAGCAAUGUCAGAUUCUCAGACACUUUACGAAUUCUGACAUGUGACACAUCUCAAAAUAAAGAAAAACGAAUUGAAUGUUUUAGCAGCACCAACACUAAAGCAGAAAACAUUGAGGGUUUUCAUUGUUCGCCCUACCCUGAAAUUGAUCAAUUUGUUCUUUCUUUGGUGAAUAAAAAUGGCAUUCAAGGAGGAAUUCGGCGUUGGAGCUACUUUUUCCCAGAAGAGUUACUGGUUUAUGAUAUUUGUAAAUAUCGCUGGUGUGAAAACAUCAGAAGAGCGCACAAGAGCAAUAAUAUCAUGAUUUUGGUUGAUCUGAAAAAUGAAGUUUGGUAUCAAAAAUGUCAUGACCCUGUAUGUAAAGCAGAAAACUUCAAAUCGGACUGUUUUCCAUUACCUGCUGAAGUUGGUCUCCUGUUUCUGCUCAAGGAGGAAGAAGAGUUCACAGCAACUGAAACAAUGAACAGUGAAACCGAGAAUCCUCAUAAACCACCAUCUAGUACGUUGUCAAAAGGUGUAGCUUCUGAUGCUGACUGGGAUAAUGGCAUUGAUGAUACUUAUUUUUUGGAAGCUACCGAAGAUGCUGAAUUAGCAGAAGCUGCAGAGAAUGGCCUUCUCAGUUAUUAUAGUGGAGUGGAUGAAAUUCCUGAUGAACUAAUUUUGCAAGUAUUGCAAGAGUAAUUAACUCUGGACUGGUAUAUAAGUAGGCUGUAAUUUUGCCUGAAGGCGGUUUAGUAACAUAAAUAUAUUGUUAUAGUAACUUUUUAUUAAAACCGUCUAUAUCAACUAA
Messenger RNA from Herpailurus yagouaroundi (jaguarundi), 1979 nucleotides. It is a transcript of the gene PRIMPOL, whose product is annotated as primase and DNA directed polymerase. The record is from RefSeq and is a predicted model, not a curated record. Bases 200 to 1870 code for a protein of 556 amino acids. Gene Ontology annotation, molecular function: chromatin binding; DNA-directed DNA polymerase activity. Gene Ontology annotation, biological process: error-prone translesion synthesis; DNA replication, synthesis of primer; mitochondrial DNA replication. NCBI's taxonomy places the organism in Eukaryota, Metazoa, Chordata, Mammalia, Carnivora, Felidae. Gene Ontology annotation, cellular component: mitochondrial matrix; nucleus. The transcript has 13 exons.